AUGGUUGGAUCACCAACCGGCUUCAUCAGUUGUAUUCCUUUGCUUCGGAAGCGGUGGCGCUUUUCCCGAGGCUCAAGUGAGGAGAUAGCCUACGCACUUGAACGUAGCGGCCAAAGGUUCUUAUGGGCCUUGAGGAAGCCACCCUCUCCAGGUUCAGUAGUCCUCACCGAGUAUACCAAUCUGGAAGAGGUCCUGCCGGAAGGAUUCUUGGAAAGAACUAAAAGCAUCGGAAAAGUUAUAGGAUGGGCACCACAAACUGCAGUUCUAGCUCACCCUGCUGUAUGGGGUUUCAUGUCUCAUUGCGGAUGGAAUUCGAUUUUGGAGAGUAUUUGGUUUGGAAUUCUGAUUGCAACUUGGCCAAUGUGUACAGAUCAACAAGCAAAUGCGUUCCAAUUGGUGAGAGAUAUAGGAGUAGCUGUUGAAAUUAAGAUGGAUUAUAGAACAUAUUCAAGUGAUUCGAAGAAUAAUAUUCAAAUAAUCCUGAAACGUAGUUAG
This is a messenger RNA of Ipomoea nil (Japanese morning glory), 495 nucleotides long. Its product is annotated as anthocyanidin 3-O-glucosyltransferase 2-like. The transcript has a single exon. Lineage: Eukaryota; Viridiplantae; Streptophyta; Magnoliopsida; Solanales; Convolvulaceae. The record is from RefSeq and is a predicted model, not a curated record. Bases 1 to 495 code for a protein of 164 amino acids. Gene Ontology annotation, molecular function: UDP-glycosyltransferase activity.